CUGUCCUUGGACCUCUCCUAUUCUCCAUCUUCUUCUUCCAAAUCAUGCCGCCUCAACCUCCACAACAUCUCCAGAAUACACCCAUUUUUAACCAAUGAUACCACAAAGCUAAUUCACUCCCUGUCCAUCAUGAAUGCUGCUGCCAGGCUCAUCCACCUUACCAACCGUUCAGUGUCUGCUAUCUCUCUCUGCCAAUCCCUCCACUGGCCUCCAUCCAGUGUCCUCCACCCCUCUCUGCCAAUCCCUCCACUGGUCUCCAUCCAGUGUCCUCCACCCCUCUCUGCCAAUCCCUCCACUGGCCUCCAUCCAGUGUCCUUCACCUCUCUCUUCCAAUCCCUCCAC
Messenger RNA from Staurois parvus, 342 nucleotides. The record is from the annotation of a GenBank genome assembly. NCBI's taxonomy places the organism in Eukaryota, Metazoa, Chordata, Amphibia, Anura, Ranidae.